AUGAAGGCGAUGCAGUCCCGGGCCGGACACGAGCGCGAAGCAGGGAAAAGUGGAAAGACGGUGGAAAUGGCUGCGAUCGUGCACCAGUACUUGAUGAUUGGCUCCCGCCGGGUACCGCGAACGGGCAACAUCCACAGCGGAGCCUCAGGGACGGAGGAGGGAAGGGGGGGCGAGAACAGGACGAGGGGUGUCCGUGAUCAAGUCACACAGGUGUAUGUGUCGAACGGCAUCACGGGCUGUGGAACGAAGACCGCUGGAUUCGGACCGUUGGGGAGAGCGCGAGCUCCUUCAAUCUCCCGUGCAUUUGCCCGAUUUGAAUAUCCCCGGUCUCCGCUGCACGGCUGCACGGCCCUUGCAAGCUUGCUGGCCACGGCUGGAUGUGGUUCGCCCGGACGGGUCCAGCGUGAAAGUGAAAGUGGUGCGUGA
Messenger RNA from Penicillium cinerascens, 426 nucleotides. RefSeq lists its product as uncharacterized. The transcript is spliced from 2 exons. The coding region runs from base 1 to 426 and encodes 141 amino acids. The record is from RefSeq and is a predicted model, not a curated record. NCBI's taxonomy places the organism in Eukaryota, Fungi, Ascomycota, Eurotiomycetes, Eurotiales, Aspergillaceae.